CCUUAUGCCAGGUAUAAAGAAUUGGGAAGGGGAUACUGAGGUUUACCCAGUGGUUUUAGGGCAGCAGGGUCUGUAGCACGCCCAGGCUUUUCCCCAUCCUGCUGCAGGGUUACAUACCCAGUCACAUGCAGUUCAAGGAUAGAUAAAAUAGUCCACUUAUGGAGGGAACAUGCUGUCUUGUCCAUGCAACUAAAGCAGCUCCUACUGGACACUGCCAGGGUCACAUUACUGGAUGGAGUUCAGCUUCCUUAGGGUAUGGGGCACUUCUUAUGUUCUCAGCUCUUCAAAGAAGUUUGAAAGCUGUUGUCUACCCAUCCAGCAUAUGGACCAUUAUUCCUGCUUCUCUGUGGGUCUCUCAGCCAUGGGGUUGCCAACAGCUGGGAACUGUGGCAGCCUGCUGGGCUGCUGCUUGCUCUCUGCUGAUUGCCAUUGUGGUGGUCACCAUGUCAGGAUCCCUUCUUAUUUGAAUUGCCUGGUUGAAGACACCUGAUUCAUGAAAGGAUGGUGGUCUAAGCACAGCAGUGGGUUAUCCGCUGGACACAGUGAAGGUAAGAAUUCAGACUGAGAGGCGUUACAAUGGGAUUUGGCACUGCGUUCAGGAAACAUACAGGACAGAAAAAGUUUGGGGAUUUUACAAAGGUAUGUCUGCAUCAGUCCUCACGGUAUCGGUGAUCUCUUCUGUUUCAUUUGGCAUGUACAAAAACUUCCUUUGUGGCAUCUGCAAGCUGCGAUACGGGGCUGCAGAUGUGAAGCCAUCCAAGCUGGAUGUUUUCCUUGCCGGCGGUGCUGCUGGUGCUGUCCGGGUUCUAUUUAUGGCUCCUAGUGAAGUGGCCAAAGUCCGCAUGCAGACUCAGAGGAACCCACAUCCUUCCAUCACAUCUCCCCAACCUGUUUCCAAACCAAAGUACCGAGGAUCUCUGCACUGCCUGAAGGUGAUCGCCAAGCAGGAAGGUUUUGGGGGUCUCUACAAGGGCUGUUCUGCAUUACUCUGCAGGGAUUGCUUUUCUUCUGCAAUAUAUUUCCUCACCUAUUCUGCUCUGUGUGACUGGCUCACACCAGCUGGGAAAAAUAAACCAGAUUUCCUUGUUGUGCUGCUUUCAGGUGGUUUUGCUGGAGUCCUGGCCUGGGGAUUUGCUACUCCCAUGGAUGUAAUCAAAUCACGGAUGCAAACAGAUGAAUCGGACCAGCACAAGUACAAAGGCCUUGUCCACUGCGUUAGGGAAAGUGUGAGAAAGGAGGGUGCAAAAGUACUCUUCAAGGGACUGGGUUUAAACUGUAUUCGUGCCUUUCCUGUGAACAUGGUGGUGUUUGUAACGUAUGAAGCUGUACUGAGAUGUACAGAUUAUUAUUUAAACAAAAAAUAGCUUGUUCCACUCUA
Molecule: messenger RNA, 1378 nt
Organism: Neopsephotus bourkii (Bourke's parrot)
Lineage: Eukaryota; Metazoa; Chordata; Aves; Psittaciformes; Psittacidae
Gene: SLC25A47
Product: solute carrier family 25 member 47
Exons: 6
Coding region: 642-1364 (240 amino acids)
Biological process (GO): transmembrane transport
Cellular component (GO): mitochondrion
Molecular function (GO): transmembrane transporter activity
Source: RefSeq, a predicted model, not a curated record